Messenger RNA from Linum trigynum, 5023 nucleotides. NCBI's taxonomy places the organism in Eukaryota, Viridiplantae, Streptophyta, Magnoliopsida, Malpighiales, Linaceae. The record is from the annotation of a GenBank genome assembly.
ACUAUGAUCCCAUGAAUCGGUACCAUGAACCAUUUUUACUACAAGAAUCUUACUUCCUUCACCUGCUCGACAUGAGCUCCGCACGUAGAAAAAUUUGAUGUCGUAGAGGCUUGUUAAAGUAUUCAUGAUCGCAGAGUUAACUUCAUUGUCAUGACUUAUGAUUAUAAAAUCGAUUUCCAACCCAUGUAGGGCGUCAAUUCUUACAUAUCCUAUUUAGAUCAGGGCCAAAUAUCAAUUUUCCUUCGGUUCUCCAGUCACAUACUUAAUGGCGUUCCUCCUCAUUUGGAAUUUCAUGUGCUUAUUACGCUUUUUUAGCUGAAGGCUAAAUAGGAUUAUUUAUAAUAAUCAUCAGGAGGAAAAGUGAACUUGUUGAUUGUUCCAUUAUGGGCACUAACUUUUGUAUUGUCCUAGUCUAUGACACUUCAAGCAUUCCACUGUUUCUCUGCUCCACUCCAUCCCUUCCUCUUCUUGAGUAGUAUCCUUUUCUUUGUCGUUUGGCACCCCUGCCACCACUUGCACAAGAAACUUUGAGCAUCUGAUCUUCUUCCUUUCCAAAUUUCUUGUGAAUUUUUUGUUCAUGAACCAACAAGGAACUCCAGAGAGCAUCAACAAGGAGUAUUUUUCUUAUAUUUGAACUCCUCAAUUGAUCAUACUACAUAGUGAAACUUCUUAGUUAAUGUUCUCAAUAUCUUCUCCGCUAUCUUGUAAUCGAGCAUGAAUUCACCACAAUUUUUCAUGGAAUUGGAAAUCACCCUGACUCGACCAAAGUAUUAUGUAAAUUUUACUCUCCUUCCUUAAUUUCCAAGAUCUCAAAACUUCUUCCGAGACUGCAGUUGAGCUUUAUGAACCCUAGCAUUUCCUUGAAACUUCAUAAUCAUGUAAUCUCAUUGCUCUUUUGCAGGUCCUUUGUUGAUGAUCGUUUUCAUACUUAUCUUUUCUAUGGAGCUGAACAGGUAAUUCCCGGCUUUCAAGUCUUUCAGCCUCAGAUCUUCCAAGGUCUUGGUUUGCUCGGCAUUGAGUUCAGUCUCCUUUGCAUGUUCUUAAACUCCAACAGUCACUACCCUCAAAUAUUCCUUGAACCUGAGCAAAUUUUCCAUUAGCAGUUACAACACUCACUUUGUUCCCAAGAGCUUGCUCGCAAGUCCACCUCGUGUUUCCUUUAACCCAGUAUGCUAUCAGCGACAUAAAUCACUUUCACCUCUCAAAUCACACAAUCAAUUUGGCUACACAUUACUUUGAGCUCUGAUACCACAAUGUAACUUAAAUGAAAUGCAAACUAGCAAAAUAUUAUUGAAUGAACAUGAGAGUCAUAAGUAUAACGAUCUCAUCAAAUCUCGGCUUCACACUACCCAUGAUCGACUCCACUAACCUGAAAUUUAGCUAGCAGAGUCAUUGAGUCAACAAACCUUCACCACUACGCUGUGGACUCGCUUGCAAAUCCUAAACCAAGCUUUGACUCUUUAAGAAGUAAAACAUACUUAAAUGACCAAACUGAAAUUGUCCAAACGGCUCAGCUUCACUAAACAAAAACAAACGUUUGAAUAUGGAGUUAUGGACUCAUGGCACCAAUUUUUCCUUCCUUGCAGCAACCUGAUUUCAAUCCUUAGCGUAUCAGGGUCCUCUUAACCAAGAAUUAAAAUUUCUUCUUGCCAUCGUUUCUCACUGGGGGAUCUGAUGAGCGACUCCAACUGGUAAAAAAAUAUCACGUAUUUAGUGAUAGAAAAUUCUCCAUAUUAGCUAGCAAAGUGAGAAAGAACCACCACCAUUCGAUAUCACGGAGAACACUAUUUGGACAUGAAAGGGUUGUGUUUACACCAAAUUAAAUUUAUUAAAUAUCACAUGUAGUAUUUAUGAAUAAUUGGGACACCUUAAGUAGUUGUCCCGUAUAUGGACCCAGUGGUCCGAAUUGGAUGGUUGGGCCAUCCGUCUGGCGCUUAGUAGCUUGUCGUAAGGUAGCCAUCCAAGAUGAUGACUGUAGCAACUACAACAUUGUUACCAUUCAUCCAUCAUAAUGGAUACCAAUCCAAACACUAUUAUGGAUGGUAGUGUCCAACAUGAUGGAUACCAUCCAAAUCCUAUUAUGGAUGGAAGUGUCCAACGUCAUGGAUAUCAUCCAAAUCCUAUUAUGGAUAGUAGUGUCCAACAACAUGGAUACCAUCCAAAAGGACUAAUUGGAUACUGACCAUCCCCACAUAGUGGACACCAUCCAAAAUCUAAGUGGAUGGAAAUCAUCCCUCACCAUGGUUACCAUCCCAACCCUAUGGUGGAUGGUACCAUCCCAAAUAUGACGGACACCAUCUAAAGGACUGAUUGGAUGGUGACCAUCACAUAUCAUGGAUACCAUCCAAAGUACUAGCUGGAUGGUACCAUCCACGUUGAAAUAGGAUAAUGUGGUGAUGUGUCCAGAGACUUCUUGGCAACAACUAACUUGCGUAGAGGCUAAACAGAGCUAUUUUUUGGGAGAGAGAGAGCAGUUGGACAAAUCUUGGCAACAAAACUUGAAGCAAGAUCUUGGAGAAAGGGGGACAAUAACAACUCAAAACAAAGACAACUUGUCUCAACUAUCCCUUUUCCUUUUUCUAUGUAGUUUGCAGAGCUCUCCUCCACGAAGGAUCCUCCAUAGCAGUAGUCUUAGUUGUAGUCACAGAGCUCUCAAGGAAUCUCCAUAGAAGUAGUGUAAAGUAACAUAGAUUCCCCAUACACCGAACACCCUCGUUCGAAUAGUGUUUGAAGAGGUGUGGACCGUAGUAACAAUCGUCAUCUUCAUAGAAGUCAACCGCAACCCAUCCAACCUAUUUUUCCACUGUUAAAAAAUUGGCACACCUGGUGGGACACUUGUGUUUGGUAUGUCUUCGCGAUGGAGGCAGCAAGAAGAUGAUCUUCCACAAGGUUUUGAGGAGGAGGAGCAGUUGGUCAAUGUAGAAAUCGACCAGGUUGGUGAGAUUUCAGACAACUCUAUUGGAGCAAUGGUGUCAGUCUUGGAGCCAAACGCAGAUCCAGGUGAAGAAGUACCUUCUCUCUGCCAAAUUAUGGAGGAGAUUCAUCAAAUGGUGGUUGGACUCUAUAGAAUCGACCAAUAGGUAAAUCUUCACAUUGCCUCUAUACAUAAGCAUUUAGAUCAUCUUGAACAAAGCUUUGAUAAAGCGUAUGAUAGAAUGAUUGAUAGAUAUGUUUGUGAUUAUGAAAUUUCAAACUAUGAAAUUAUGCAUGACGCAUCCAUUGUACCAGAAAAAAUCUUGUUGUUGAGUGACAAAGAUUUGUUGAAUGAAAAAAUUGAAACAGUAAGCAAUAACCAAGUUUGUUGUUUAAGAAGCCAACCACAAUUGGUUGAUGGGAAAGUUGGGUGUCUGGCCAUUUCGAUGGACAAUCCACAAUGUCAUGGUAAAUGUACUGGUCAAUCCAACUUGUCGUGCUUGACUGGUUAAAAUGUUAGAGAAGCAACAUCUGUCAAUGAUAAAAAUGGUCGUGGAUUAGAUAAUAUCAAUAAGGAUUCAUCCCCUAUUUUGGCAAAAACACUGUUGCCAAAAGCUAACAAUUCAAAUGUGUCAUUUCCAAUGGACGUCAUUGCUUGUAAAGGUGCAAAAAAGAGAGAUUGCUUAUGAGAGCCAUUGCAAGGAAGUAUAUGCAAACAUGCUUCUAGAAAAAUCAAAAGUAAAAGAUAUGUUAAACAACUCAUUUGUGAGUUCAUUUAAAAGGAGAAGCACAAAGGGGAGCUUGACAAUAAUGGUCAAAUUAAGCUGUCAGGGAGACAUGCCAUCCCAUUUCUUGGCAAGCUGAGACAAAAGCAAUAUUCUAGGUGUAAGAAUAUUUUAUCACAUUCCAUCAAGUCAGAAGAUGUUGCAACGAUGGUAACCAAAAACUCUUCCCAGUGGGUAAAGGUAAAAGCAUGAUAAGGAACAGACCGGGGGGGGGGGGGGGAUGUCACCAAUCACAAAAGUUGGAUUGGGGGCAGAUCAAAUAACCUACAGUAUGUUCAAGCCACACAUGGUUUGCAUAAAUUUAAUAUUGUAGAAAAUGAUGGACAAGGCAGUAAGAUGUCAACAAAAAAAUGGUGGACAUAGUGGCAUACAUAAGAAGCCUCAAUAUGCACCAACAAGAUAUGGUAAAGCAAAGGAUCAAAGGUGGUUGUGUGCUAAGUGUAUGAGGCAACGAUACUUUAGAGUUUAGAAACAAAGACAAGUAAGCCAUAUAAGUGGUCGUGGACAUGUAAAGUCUAAGUACACAUCCUUUCUAAGUAAUGUGACUGAUUGGAUGGUUACCAUCCCAUAUCAUGGAUACCAUCCAAAGUACUUGCUGGAUGUACCAUACAUGUUGAAAUAGGAUGAUGUGAUGAUGUGUCCAGAGACUUCUUGGCGACAACUGACUUACGUAGAGGCCAAGCAGAGCUAUUUUCGGAAGAGAGAGAGAGAGAGAGAGAGAGAGCAGUUGGACAAAUCUUGGCAACAAAACUUGAAGCAAGUUCCAGGAGGAAGGGGGAUAAUCACAACUCAACACAAAUACAAUUUGUCUCAACUAUCCAUUUUCCUUUCUUUAUGUAGUUUGCAGAGCUCUCCUCAGCGAAGGAUCCUCUAUAGCAGUAGUCUUAGUUAUAGUCGCGAAUCUCUCAAGGAAUCUCCAUAGGAGUAGUGUAAAGUAACGUAGAUUCCCCAUACACCGAACACUAUCAUUCGAAGAGUGUUUCAAGAGGUGUGGACCGUAGUAACAAUCGUCAUCUUCAUAGAAGUCAAGCGCAACCCAUCCAACCUAUUUUUCCACCAUUAACAGUCUGAAACUUUGAACCACUGUUCACCGGUCGGACUUAAAUCAUGCUUGGUCGAGAAACAAAGGUGGGAGUUGAGCCAUCUCUCCAAAGAGCUUGUGAAGUUUCCAAAAAUCUCAAACGAUCUAGAACAUUGUUUAGAUCGACUUCUUUGUUUAGUGAGAAAGAGGAAAUGAGAUUUCUUUGGAAAAAUAGACAGGAAGUGGUUAGGGUUUUUUUAGAAUAGAGGUGCGGGGUAGCAGAAAACAAAAGGAAUGUUUACGU